This is a messenger RNA of Echinostoma caproni, 1887 nucleotides long. The record is from the annotation of a GenBank genome assembly. Lineage: Eukaryota; Metazoa; Platyhelminthes; Trematoda; Plagiorchiida; Echinostomatidae.
AUGUCACCCGUGCUAGAGCAACCCGAUGAGCCGCAUCCUUCAACAAAAUGGGCCGAUCCGCAUCCGGACUUGGGCAUCCGUGAGUCGGAUUGGAUCGAAAAACGUCUGACCAAGGAAUUAUUACGGGACUAUGACCGCAGAGCUCGACCGGUGGUUGAUCACCUUACACCACUGGUCUGGUUGACUCCGAAUUACAGCGUCUAUCAGAUCACGGUAGAGUUUGGUCUGGAGCUAUUACAGAUACUGGAUUUGGAUGAGAUGGAUCAAGUGCUAACAACCAGUGUUCGAUCUCUUUAUAAAUGGAAAGACUACAAUUUCCUCUGGGAUCCAGCGGAUUACGAUGGUGUUCGUUUUGUUACAAUACCCAGUGAUUACAUUUGGCUUCCGGAUAUCGCAUUGUACAACUAUGCGGAUGAACGAUUGAGCGAGCGUCGAGAAUGUGAUGUGCGAAUUUAUCAUGACGGAACAGUUUUCUGGAGUCCAAUGGCCAUUUUCAAAAGCACAUGUUCCGUGGAAAUAAAAUACUUUCCAUUUGAUCGACAAAAGUGUACACUGAAAUUCGGACCCUGGAGUCACGAUGGAAAUGGUAUCAUCGAACUGGAAUUGUACGUUCGCGGUGCAAAAUGUAAGAAGUUGUUUACAGACACCGACUGAUUCCGAGUAAACAUAUCGUUUUAUUCGGACAAACGCAACCUACAAAUGACUAAUUACAUCACGAAUCCGGAAUGGGUAGUGCUUCGAUCCACGGCUAUUUUCAGCGAAAUCCGUUACGAUUGUUGUCAGGAAAGAUAUCCGGAUAUUUCGUUCCAUUUGUGGCUCAUGCGUCACUCCGCGUUCUAUACCUACAUCCUGAUUGUGCCAAGUGUCCUACUGUCCUCGUUAACUUCCGUUAUCUUUUGGCUUCCGCCCGAAUCACCAUCCAAAAUUGUGCUAGCCAUGAAUGUGUUCGUCGCAUUCCUACUGCUUCAUCUACUACUCGAAGAUACAACACCAGCCGCUGCAAGCAGUUUCCCAUUGUUGGGCGCAUACUUUUGCUUCAAUAUGGGAGUGAUAACAGUUUCAAUGUUUCUAUCGUGCAUUACUGUAAAUCUACACUUUCGAGCUGACCACACUCAAGAAAUACCUCGUUGGUUGCUGCUGGCGAAGAAAAGUUAUGAACUACCCGACGUAGCACAGGCGACCAAUGUACAAGUGCCUCCUGAAUCCACGGGGAAACAAAGUAUGUAUCAUCCCGAAGUCACUCAAUCGAAUGACUGUGUUCUUUGUUUACGCGCCCAAAACAAUUCAUUCCUGAUCAAAUCUCGUGAAUCACUUCUUCCCCUACCCACUACGGAUGGCAGUGAGGCUUUCAGUACUGUGUUUCAAUCAUUAGGUCAAAAAUGGGAGCGGGAACUCCAAUCCAAACUAUCACUUCAGGGACUGGGAGAAUAUUGUGCAAAAUGUGAUAUGGAAGCUCGAUCCCCGUCCCCGCCUUGUUUGCAUUCACCCCCGAAUCGAUUUCACAUGCGUUUGCUUGGAUCAAACAGGAUUACGCAAAAUAGUCCGGUAAAACCUCCUCCCAUAUACCGUGCCCAAUCCAUGCGAGACUCACUUAUGACAAAUCUGCCAACUCACACACGAGAAUCGCGAAAUAUGAUAAAGUUGAAAAACGAUUUGUGCCGAGUGGAAAGAGAUGUACACUACAUUACAAGCACCAUUAAACAGAUCGAGUUGGACAAACUGGAGGAAGAAAGAAAACACCGAAUUAGUGAACAAUGGCGAACAAUUUGCCUUGCAUUGGAUCGUGUGUUUUUUGUCCUCUAUCUGAUCACUCUCAUCGUGUCCAUGUGCCUGUUUCAUCCUACUGUGAUGAGCUCACUGGAGAACAACAACAAUAACAAUCUGUAA